Molecule: messenger RNA, 516 nt
Organism: Rangifer tarandus platyrhynchus (Svalbard reindeer)
Lineage: Eukaryota; Metazoa; Chordata; Mammalia; Artiodactyla; Cervidae
Source: the annotation of a GenBank genome assembly
AUGGUACCCACCUCUGAAGGCCGCUCAAAGCUGUGCUUGAAACCACGCCUGGUGCCCAGUUACCUCGAAACCAACCUCAGCCUCCGGGAGCCCCGAGGAGGGCCAGGCCCAGUCUGGGGUGUGGACAGGGACUCGUCGCCGCAGCCCCUCGAGCCCGGCCGUCGCCGCUACGGGCGCCCGGGUGGGGCCCACAGUGAGCCCACCGGGAAGAGGCCGGGUGGGGACCUGGCCACGCGUGGCCGAUACAAACAAGCCUCUCCUCUCUCCCCAGGCUGCAGAGGUGCCGACAUGGGGCUGAAGCUGACCUGCCUGAAAGGCUUAAAAAUGUGUGUCAGCAGCAGUGGCAGCCACGAUGAGGCCCCCGUGCUGAGCAACAAGCACCUGGACGUCCCCAACAUCAUCAUCACACCGCCGACCCCCACGGGCGUGGCCCUGCCCAGGGACCCCCGGAGGGCAGUCUGGCUGGACGAGUCAGGGUCGUGCCUGGAGGAUGGAGAAAUUGACCCUGAGGCCUGA